UUUAUAGAAGUUUCCGCCUCAAAGCUUAGUAAUCAUCGAAUCCAGAGGCCAGAAAGAGCUCAAAUUCAUUUCCUUUCACACUAACCGAAACCGUCUCGGUUCCACUCCCGCACUCUCUCUCUCUUCUCUCUCUCUCUCGGUGCGUGUUUUUGUUUUCUAAAGAUGGCUGCUAUUUCGAAUUCAUUGAUUUCGAUUAGAGAUCCUCGAACCCAGUUUUCUCCUGGAUUUUCUUUAAAGCCAAUAAACCAGUUUCUUGGAAAUGUUGCCCCCGCCAACUUUUCACUUAAAACCAAUCGUACAGGGAAAUUACAACUUUAUACAUCCAAAAGAUCAAUUAUAGUUCAAGCUGGGUACAGUGAUCAUGGAAAGCCAAGCAGUGCAAGCAUCUUUGUAGGUGGCUUCAUUUUGGGAGGACUGGUAGUUGGGACACUUGGCUGUGUAUAUGCACCUCAGAUAAGCAAAACACUUACUGGAGCUGACCGGAAGGAUCUAAUGAGGAAACUGCCCAAAUUCAUAUAUGAUGAAGAGAAAGCUUUGGAGCCCUUCUUUUUGCAGAAAACGAGGAAAGUAUUGGCCGAGAAAAUCGCACAGCUGAACUCUGCUAUAGAUGAUGUCUCUACUCAGCUCCGAUCAGAAAAAGAACCAAAUGGUGUUGAAAUGAACUCAGAUGAAGUUGAGGCUUCCAUAUAAUUAUCUUUUACAUUUUGGUGUAAAUGGCCUUCUCUGCCAGUAACUUACAGAUUAAUAAAUAAUAGUUUAAUUUCGUUAA
Molecule: messenger RNA, 769 nt
Organism: Carya illinoinensis
Lineage: Eukaryota; Viridiplantae; Streptophyta; Magnoliopsida; Fagales; Juglandaceae
Exons: 5
Coding region: 163-690 (175 amino acids)
Cellular component (GO): chloroplast inner membrane; chloroplast thylakoid membrane
Source: RefSeq, a predicted model, not a curated record